UGUUGCUUGAACUUUGAUAUAUCAUACCCUUAGCGUGAGAGGAUUCAUCAUCUCAUGCCAUUUUCCAUGUAAUCUCUGCCCAGCAAAACGAAUACUUUUUAUAGGCUUUGGAUCCCAAUUUUCAAUUAUAAUUUCUUCCUUAGACAUAACUUCCUCUUAAAUCUUAGUUUUUGGGGUUUCUCGUCGAAGACUUAAAACCGCUUCUCCCUUGCUGUUUCCUGUUUCCUUCAACUUGUCUGUGUACUGAAUCGAAAAAGGUAAUUCCAACGGUUUUCACCCUAAAACUUUUCUUCUUUUCUUUACUUUUGGAUUCUUGCAGGAUUUGCUGCUUCACCUUGCUUUCUUCAAGAUUAGUGAAACCUUUUCUUAUACUUAUUAUUAAUUGUCAUCCUUGGCAUUCUGUUGCUUAUAAUUUUGUACUCGUUUUUAUUUCAUUUCCCUUUUUUCUUACUCGUUGUCAUGGAAAUUAAAGACUAUUAUUGCGUUGAAACAAACACUCCUAGACAGACUGGCGAGUCGCAUACUUAUCGAUCCAUUCACUCAGCCAACAAGCUUCUUACAACUCCUGAGGAUGGUGUGAAAACUGUUUAUGACUUGUUUCACGGCGCUGUCAAAAGCCAUGGAGUUAGAGAAGCUAUGGGCACCCGAAAACUGAUCAAAGAGCAUGUGGAAGAACGUGAAAUUAUUCGUAAAGUCAAUGGAACUCAAGUUGCAGAGAAAAAGACCUGGAAGCUUUAUGAAUUAGGCCCCUACGAGUUUAUGAAUUACAUCCAGACUUAUGACAUCGCACUUGCCCUCGGGUCUGGUUUGAAAGUCAACGGUAUUACUACCGAUAGUAGCCUUCUGUUUUUUGCCGGUACUAGUGAGAAAUGGUUUUUGACUGCUCAAGGAUCUAUUAGUCAGUCCAUUCCUAUUGUUACCGCCUAUGAAACUUUGGGUGAGGACGGUGUCAUAACUUCUUUGCAAGAGUGCUCUUCUUCAGCCAUUUUCACUGACCCAACCCUACUUCCCAAACUGGUGAAUCCUAUAAAGCAUUGCCCUUUAGUUAAGGUUAUCAUAUGCAGUUCUGAACCUUCUGAGGAGCAAUCUGAUCUCGUGCACUCUGCUAAUCCUGACAUUAAGUUAUUAACCUAUCACCAAUUGCUGAAACUCGGUCAAGAGCAUCCUCAACCCGUCCUUGCUCCAAAAGCUGACGAUGUUUGCUGCUAUAUGUAUACAUCCGGCUCAACAGGCAAACCAAAAGGUGUUGUUCUUUUGCACCGUAAUAUCAUUGCUGCCUUAGGAGGCAUCAAUCGAAUUCUCUCUCAACAUAUCAACGACAAAGACUAUGUUUUGGCUUACCUUCCUUUGGCCCAUAUCUUUGAGUUCAUUUUUGAAAUGUGCUGCUUUUAUUGGGGUGGUGUUCUAGGCUAUGCUUCUCCCAGAACGCUUACAGAUGCCAGUGUCGUUAAUUGUAGAGGUGAUAUGCCGGAAUUCCGUCCCACUGUCAUAAUUGGUGUUCCUGCCGUGUACGAACUAAUCAAAAAAGGCAUUCUCACAAAGGUGUCUGCUAUGCCUGUUCAUCGUCAGAAAAUUUUCUCCGGCUCACUUGCUUUGAAACAAUAUCUACUUAAACGUAAUCUUCCUGGCACUGGAACGUUAGAUGCGAUAGUCUUCAAUAAAGUAAAGGCCGCAACCGGUGGACGUCUUCGUUAUUGUGUUUCUGGUGGCGCUGCACUUGCUGCUACUACACAAGCCUUCUUAAGUACUACUCUUUGCCCUGUUCUUCCAGGAUAUGGCCUUACAGAAACCUGCGCAGGUAGCUUUGUUUUAUCCCCCGAACAAUGGCAUCUGUACGCAAAUUCAGUAGGGUUUCCAGUCCCUUCUAUUGAAUUUAAACUUGUGGAUAUUCCAGAAUUGAAUUAUUACUCAAAUGGCAGCCCUCCAAGGGGUGAAGUCUGGAUUCGGGGACCGGCCGUUUGCAAUGGUUAUCUCAAUCGCCCAGACGACAAUGCCUCGUCUUUUACUGAAGACGGAUGGUUUAAAACUGGUGAUGUUGGAGAGCUAGCUAAGGGUAAUACUCUCCGAUUAAUUGACCGCAAAAAGAAUAUUGUAAAAUCUUUGAACGGUGAGUAUAUUGCUUUGGAAAAAAUUGAAACACAAUAUCUCACAAGUCCUCUUGUGUCUUCCGUUUGCGCAUACGCUGAUGUUAAUCAUGUGAAGCCGGUAGUCAUUGUUUAUCCCGAUGAAAAAGCUCUUCGGGCCUGCCUUCUAAAGCACAAAGGAAAAUCUUUCAGUGGUGAUACAGAGGCUGCUUUUAGCCAAUUAUGCGAAAACAAAGAAGUUCAAAAUAUCGUGUUGGCUGAUCUCAUAGCGAUUGGAAAAGCCCAAAAAUUUGCUGCUAUAGAACUUCCACACGCUGUUAUUCUUAGUAAUUUUGAAUGGAGUCCUGAGAAUAAUUUCUUAACUGCAUCUCGGAAGGUUAAAAGACAGACGAUUGAACAGUUUUAUCGUACCCAAAUUCAAGAAGUAUACAGUUAAAUACCAUAUAUGAAUUAUGGUAACGUCGUUUAUUGUGACUAAUGCAGAUAACAGCUAUUGUUAAACUUUCUAUCAUAUCGGUUUAUCGAUUUUGCCCUAUCUUUCUUUUUAAUUUCUUCUGUUCUUAAUUCUUAUAUUUUGCUAUUUUAUCUCUACCUGGCAAUUGUAUGAAGCCCUUAUGGCUGUAUUCUUAUUUCGUAAUGAAUUUACUACAGGUUUUAAUGAUAAUUAAUACCAUAUUUUGCAAUUUGUAUAAGUCAUGUAAA
Molecule: messenger RNA, 2786 nt
Organism: Schizosaccharomyces cryophilus OY26
Lineage: Eukaryota; Fungi; Ascomycota; Schizosaccharomycetes; Schizosaccharomycetales; Schizosaccharomycetaceae
Product: long-chain-fatty-acid-CoA ligase
Exons: 1
Coding region: 460-2520 (686 amino acids)
Biological process (GO): long-chain fatty acid metabolic process; long-chain fatty-acyl-CoA metabolic process
Cellular component (GO): plasma membrane; endoplasmic reticulum; lipid droplet
Molecular function (GO): long-chain fatty acid-CoA ligase activity
Source: RefSeq, a predicted model, not a curated record